CGGGCAGGCUGGGCGGGCGGAGGCCGGUGGAGCCGCGGAGGCGAGACCGGGGCGAGGGAGCUGGGCCUAGGUCGGCGCCCUGGCGGCUGUGUGUGUGUGUGUGUGUGUGUGUUUCUCGGAGAAGUAGGGCCCACGGGGAACAAUGCCUCCACCAUCAGACAUUGUCAAAGUAGCCAUUGAAUGGCCAGGUGCUAACGCUCAGCUUCUUGAAAUCGACCAGAAACGGCCUCUGGCAUCCAUCAUCAAGGAAGUUUGUGAUGGGUGGUCCUUGCCGAACCCGGAGUACUACACCCUCCGUUACGCAGAUGGCCCCCAGCUCUACAUCACCGAGCAGACGCGCAGUGACAUCAAGAAUGGGACCAUCUUACAGCUGGCCACCUCCCCGUCCCGGGCGGCGCGCCAGCUGAUGGAGAGGACCCAGUCAUCCAGCAUGGAGGCCCGGCUGGACGCCAUGAAGGAGCUGGCCAAGCUCUCUGCCGACGUGACCUUCGCCACCGAGUUCAUCAACAUGGAUGGCAUCGUGGUGCUGACGCGGCUCGUGGAGAGUGGAACCAAGCUCUUGUCCCACUACAGUGAGAUGCUGGCAUUCACCUUGACCGCCUUCUUAGAGCUCAUGGACCAUGGCAUCGUCUCCUGGGACAUGGUUUCAAUCACCUUCAUCAAACAGAUUGCAGGGUACGUGAGCCAGCCCAUGGUGGACGUGUCCAUCCUUCAGAGGUCCCUGGCCAUCCUGGAGAGCAUGGUCUUGAACAGCCAGAGCCUGUACCAGAAGAUAGCAGAGGAAAUCACCGUGGGACAGCUCAUCUCUCACCUCCAGGUCUCCAACCAGGAGAUUCAGACCUACGCCAUCGCACUGAUUAACGCGCUUUUCCUGAAGGCUCCUGAGGACAAGCGACAGGACAUGGCCAAUGCAUUUGCACAGAAGCACCUUCGGUCCAUAAUCCUGAAUCACGUGAUCCGAGGGAACCGGCCAAUCAAAACUGAGAUGGCCCAUCAGCUGUAUGUCCUACAAGUCCUGACCUUUAACCUUUUGGAAGAAAGGAUGAUGACCAAGAUGGACCCCAACGACCAGGCUCAAAGAGACAUUAUAUUUGAACUGCGGAGGAUCGCGUUUGAUGCGGAGUCUGACCCUAGCAACGUCCCCGGGAGUGGGACUGAAAAGCGCAAAGCCAUGUACACCAAGGACUACAAAAUGCUGGGAUUUACAAACCACAUCAACCCAGCGAUGGACUUCACCCAGACCCCUCCUGGAAUGCUGGCCUUGGACAACAUGCUGUACUUGGCUAAAGUCCAUCAGGACACCUACAUCCGGAUUGUCCUGGAGAACAGCAGCCGAGAGGACAAACAUGAGUGCCCCUUCGGCCGCAGCGCUAUUGAGCUCACCAGGAUGCUGUGUGAGAUCCUGCAGGUUGGGGAACUGCCGAACGAGGGCCGCAACGACUACCAUCCGAUGUUCUUCACCCACGACCGGGCCUUCGAGGAGCUCUUUGGGAUCUGCAUCCAGCUCCUGAACAAGACCUGGAAGGAGAUGAGGGCGACAGCCGAGGACUUCAACAAGGUCAUGCAAGUGGUUCGGGAGCAGAUCACGCGAGCUUUGCCCUCCAAACCCAGCUCUCUGGAUCAGUUCAAGAGCAAGCUGCGUAGCCUGAGCUACUCAGAGAUCCUGCGGCUGCGCCAGUCCGAGCGGAUGAGUCAGGACGACUUCCAGUCCCCGCCCAUCGUGGAGCUGAGGGAGAAGAUCCAGCCCGAGAUCCUGGAGCUCAUCAAGCAGCAGCGCCUGAACCGGCUCUGUGAGGGCAGCAGCUUCCGGAAGAUUGGGAACCGCCGGAGGCAAGAGCGUUUCUGGUACUGCCGCUUGGCCCUGAACCACAAGGUCCUGCACUAUGGUGACUUGGAUGACAACCCUCAAGGGGAGGUGACAUUUGAAUCCCUGCAGGAGAAAAUUCCUGUUGCAGACAUUAAGGCCAUUGUCACCGGGAAAGACUGUCCGCACAUGAAGGAGAAGAGCGCUCUGAAACAGAACAAGGAGGUGUUGGAGUUGGCCUUCUCCAUCCUGUAUGACCCCGAUGAGACCUUAAACUUCAUCGCCCCUAACAAGUAUGAGUACUGCAUCUGGAUCGAUGGGCUCAGCGCCCUCCUGGGGAAGGACAUGUCCAGCGAGCUGACCAAGAGUGACCUGGACACCCUGCUGAGCAUGGAGAUGAAGCUCCGGCUGCUGGACCUGGAGAACAUCCAGAUUCCGGAGGCGCCCCCGCCAGUGCCCAAGGAGCCCAGCAGCUAUGACUUUGUCUAUCACUACGGCUGAGCCUGCAGCCAGGCUCCGUGGUCCCCAGGGAGGGAUCUGGGCCCAGGAGAAACACCUGCAGUCUGGUGCCUUGUCGUUUGCUUGUACAGAAUCUGUAGUGACCAUGGUGGCCAGUAAAUGCCAGCCGCCCCUCACACUCACCUCGGACCGCCCAGAGCCUCCUCUCGGCCCCCACCCGCUCCGAGUCAUGAAGGCAGGGGCGCUCUGCCCUCCCCACGGAGCCAGGGAUCAGAGCGGGAGGCAUGAACAGUCCCGGCCAAGGACGGCUCAGGCUGGAGUUAACGAGAGUCCCUCACCUUUCCUGCCUGAGCCCGCUCUCCGGCUGGCUGGAUCCCCUCGUGGGCAAGAGCUGGCCCCGGAAAGGCUGCCUGCAGAGGACAGACGCUCCGGUCCUGUUGAGAGCCACAGAGAGACCGCCGGUGGGUGACCCCGUGCCUGUGUUUCCGAUCCAAGUGGAGGUCUCGGCCUCGGCUUGGGAGAUGCCUUGCCCUUGCUUUUGUCGCCUUCGUGAGGGCUCACUCCGGCCUCGUUCCGGGCCGGCACGCUGCUGCUGCUGAGGCAUGGCUCCAACGUCUCUGGGCUCCGGAGCCACCAGGUCUCUCCUGCCCUCACGGGUGUCUGGGCAGAUGGGACGGUCUGCCUACAAGCUCUCAGCCUCGCAUCCUGGCAAGUCAAAGACGUGCGAGCUAAGUCGUAUCCUCUAGUCUCAAAGAGCGCUGCGGGGAGAGCCCGGAUGAGCCUGGGCCAAGGCUGGCAAGGCCGCUAGGGUCCACUCCUUUCCCCCGGCAUCUUCCUUUGUUUCCUUCCUCGAAGGGAAAGCUCCCACCUCACCUGAAUUGCAGCCCUGUCCACUUUGCUUUCCUUUGGCCUUCCUGCCCUCAGGAAGUUUGGCCUCCCCUUCUCCUUGCCCCAGCGUUGUGGUUUCUGCCAUUGGCCGUGAUGUCAGGGAGCUAGCUGAGGCCACAGGCUGUGCCAGUGGGGCGUCUCUGUGCUGCAGCACCUGUAAACCACAUGCCCAGCCUCUCUCCUUGGACCCGUGAACACAGUGGCAUUGCAUAUUGGUAGCCUGGCAUGGUAGGUACUGCCCCACGAAGAGUGUACUAUAUAUUUUCUUUACUAUAGGCCAUACUUAUACAGACGUGUAUAUAUAUUUAUAUAAGAUCUACCUAUCCUAGGAUGGAAUGUGGGAGGGAAAAGAAAACUGAAGGCUCCCCCUAAAAAAAAACAACAAAAAAAACCACUUCCCGUUGUGAGCCAAGAGGGUGACCCGAGAGCGGCCAGGAGCUUCCUGUCGGUAACCAUGUUUUCAAUAAAUACUCUUUCAUGUACGAA
This is a messenger RNA of Suricata suricatta (meerkat), 3637 nucleotides long. RefSeq names its product engulfment and cell motility 2 (gene ELMO2). The record is from RefSeq and is a predicted model, not a curated record. Gene Ontology annotation, biological process: actin filament organization; cell motility. Bases 143 to 2305 code for a protein of 720 amino acids. The transcript is spliced from 21 exons. NCBI's taxonomy places the organism in Eukaryota, Metazoa, Chordata, Mammalia, Carnivora, Herpestidae.